Entamoeba nuttalli P19 is the source of this 1038-nucleotide messenger RNA. RefSeq lists its product as hypothetical. The transcript has a single exon. Lineage: Eukaryota; Evosea; Mastigamoebida; Endamoebidae. Bases 1 to 1038 code for a protein of 345 amino acids. The record is from RefSeq and is a predicted model, not a curated record.
AUGGUUGGUAGAGUAGGACAUAUUGGUAAAAUUAUUUGGCUAUUAUAUGGAUUUCUUUUUAUUACUUUUUUUCUUAUAUACUCUUCAAAACCAAAAGAACUUACGAAAUUUUAUCCGCAAUUUUCAUACAAUCGUUUAUUAGCACAACCAAAAGUUUUUGAUAUUGAACGAAGUUCUGUUCCUUUAAUUGAAUUAAAUGAAUUAGAAUUCUCAAAUGAAUGUAAUGCAAUAUUUAUUGGAAAACCUGAAAGUCCAAGAGAUUUAAUAUUAUUUUCAUACCAAGAACUUCAAAGAAAAGAUAAAACUAAUGAAAAAUAUUUAAAUGAUAUUGAAAAUGAAAUGAAUUUAAUGAGAAAAGUAUUACCAAAAGUUACUGCUAAAGUUCUUGUUAUUGGAAGGAUUAAUGAAGACUUUGUUCGUAUAAUGAAUCAAUAUGAAAUAGAAAUAAUUACUACAACAAAAUAUAAUGAUACUUGGAAUGCAGAUAAUGCAAGAAAUAUAUGGGCAUAUGAAUAUCUUAAAGAUUUACCAAAUGAAUAUGAUAGAGUAUUUUUAUCAGAUAUUCAUAAUGUAGUAUUAUUAAAUGAUAUAUUUAAAACAGUUGACGGAAGUAAACUUUAUUUAAUGUUAGAAGAUCCUGGAAAAGGAUAUUAUCACUUAGACCUUAUUGAUCAUUAUUCUUGGAUAUCUAAUUUUCUUACUAAAUCUGAAGCAUUUUAUAUUGAUCAACAACAACCACCAUUUAUAAAUAAUAAACUUAUUCUUGGGUCUUAUAAUGAUAUACUAGAAUUCUUAGAAUUCUUUAGUGAAACAUUUAACUUAGAAUAUAAACAAAAAGAGAAUUAUGAUUUGGUGUUAAUAAAUGUGUUAUAUUUUAAGAAUUAUUUCCAAUAUUUCCCAAUUCAAAUAGAAAACUGUACUCAAAGAAUGUGCUCAAACCCAAGUAAAUAUUCAUUUCAGAUGAAAAAAGUAUUAUUAAAUUCUGGUUGUUCUCCAAUUCUUAUUUACAGAAGAAAUAAUGGAGGAAUUGUAUAUUGA